Cladocopium goreaui is the source of this 912-nucleotide messenger RNA. The record is from the annotation of a GenBank genome assembly. Lineage: Eukaryota; Dinophyceae; Suessiales; Symbiodiniaceae.
AUGUCGUUGCUUUUCGCUGUGUGGACAUUGCUGUGCUGCAUCCUCCCGCUGGAAGCUACCAAGGAAGACUUACGUGCCUCGUUGGAUGAGGACAAUUGGUUCGAUGCUUCGCUCCACAAGGAGGAACUUGACUCUCUGAUGAGGGAUUACCAGGGUGUCAGAAAUCUAUGCUGCCUCGAUGUCUUUGGUUUCAGUGGGUCUAUGGCUAAACACUGGACAAAAAAAGGUUUCCCAGCCAUCCAGUAUGACAUAGCUUUGAACCCUAGAAGCGACGACCUCUUGGGCAAGAGGGGAUACCUGCACUUGACACGUUUGGGACUGAGAUUGGUGCAAGGAGCCAUGGUGAUCCUGGGGCCUCCGUGUGCCAUGAAUAUUUAUUUGAGCACUUCGGUACACAAGCGCCACAUCUUUGGGCCUGAAGGAGACACAUCAAACAAACGUGUAAGGAUGUCCAAUCUCCUGGCCUCCAACAUGGCAUGCUUCCUCGAACUCUUGUCGCGUCACCGGAGUUUCUGGUUCAUAGUGGAACAGCCUUCAUCAAGCUAUUUGUUCAAGAUGGAGUUCAUGCUCGCAUUGUCUGCGUUGUUGUUCUGCAAGAAGAUCCACACAUGGCUGGCCUUUUUUGGCCAUGACCUUCCAAAGCCGACACAUUUGGUAGGAACAUUGCCAGACAUGGGCACUCUAUGCAAGAAGAUGACGAAGGCUGACCGUGCGAAAUUCCGUGCACGACUGGAAAGGAGGCAGGCCAAGAGGAAGAUCCCAAGAAAGUACUACAUCAAGGAAAAGAAAGAUGGCGAGCAGAAAAAGAUGUCAGUGCAUGGCUGCAAAGACUUAGCCUUCAGUGCACAUUACCCCAGCGGCUUCGCACAUGCCAUUUUCAAGCUUUGGAUCACAGCGUUCCAAAAUCUUUAA